Colletotrichum godetiae is the source of this 1990-nucleotide messenger RNA. Its product is annotated as fungal trichothecene efflux pump. Gene Ontology annotation, cellular component: plasma membrane. The record is from RefSeq and is a predicted model, not a curated record. The transcript is spliced from 7 exons. Gene Ontology annotation, biological process: transmembrane transport. Bases 251 to 1990 code for a protein of 579 amino acids. Lineage: Eukaryota; Fungi; Ascomycota; Sordariomycetes; Glomerellales; Glomerellaceae. Gene Ontology annotation, molecular function: transmembrane transporter activity.
UGCAUGUCUUGGGGUUCAUCUCACUGCUUGACCUUGACCCGUCAACCACCCUUUUCGACACUACGCCGCACAUAUACAGUCCUCCAUCGACGUUUAUAGAUGGCAGGUUGGACGCGAAAGGUUGUAUAAGACUUGAGCACGGCCUCGAGCGCGCAAGAUCCCGACCAUCGAAACCUGUGUGACGACUUUCUAUUCGAAUACCGACAUACUGCGAGCUGGUUCCCGCAUAUCGAUAUACCGAUCAUCCAUCAUGGAUAUUUCCAAGAACGAAUCCUAUCGCGAGUUCGAUGGGGCUUCGCUGGAGAAGUACCGUGAAUUCGACCGCGAUACCGACCGAGACGAUGCUUCUUCGAUCCGUUCCGAGGCGCUCGGUGAUGACCUCCCUCCCGGUUACUACUACUCACCUCAGUUCCUCGGGGCUAUGGCGGGGUUUUGUCUUUCAGCAAUGUCGGCAUACAUCUUCCUGAUCCUGCCAACCAACGUGCUGACAUUCAUCAACGCUGAUAUCGGUCCGAGUCCGUAUAUCUCUUGGGUCAACAUUGCCAGAACCCUCUCGCUGUCGUUCACCUAUACGAUCCUGGGCCGCUUGUCGGAUCUUUUCGGCAGACGCUGGUUCUUCAUCGGAGGCAACGUCGUCGCCAUUGUUGGUAUCAUUGUCUGUGCUGUUGCACACAAUGUCGAGACUCUCAUCGUUGGUGCCGCCAUCUACGGCCUGGGUGAGACGGUUCAGCUGAGCUUCAACGUCGCUGUCGGCGAACUGGUUCCCAACAAGUACCGCCCUAUCGUCUUGUCCCUCAUCUUCUUGACCAACGCCCCUAUCUCCGCGUUUGGUCCUUUUGUUGCCCGAAAGUUCGUCGAGAACCCCAAUCUGAGCUGGAGGUGGUGCUUCUACAUCAACAUCAUCGCCGUGGGUCUCGCAAUUGUCCUGUUGUACCUCUUCUAUCACCCACCCACCUUUGAGCUUCUCCACGACCGCAAGACCAAGCGCGAGUUGCUCAAGGAGCUUGACUACCUUGGAAUCUUCCUCUGGACUUCUGGCCUCACUCUCCUCCUCAUGGGUGUAUCGUGGGGAGGCGUCAUGUUCCCUUGGGACUCGGCAGCUACCAUUGCGAGCUUGGUUCUCGGCGUUGUUUUGCUGGUGGCACUCUUCUGCUGGGAAGCCUUUGCAGACUUGAAGUAUCCUGCUAUUCCUGUCAAGUUCUUCGCCAACCGAGGCUUCAUGGCACUUGUCUGCUGCGCAACAGUUGCUACAAUGUUUUACUAUUCCGCCGUUCUCCUGUGGCCGCAACAGGUCCAGGCCCUGUACACGACCGACAUCACCUACGGUGGUUGGCUUUCGUCUACCGUGGCGAGCGCGACGGCACUCGGUCAAGUUUGCGCUGGAGGUAUAGUAAAAUGGGGAGGCAACGUUCGCUACUGGAUCAUUUUCUCGACCUUUUGCAUGGUCGGCUUCGUCGGAGCGCUCGCAUCUCUUACCCCCGAAACGCUGAACACCGGAAUCGCCCUCACGAUCCUAGGCCCCUUCUUCGUGGGCUUCAUCGAGCUGGCGUCCCUCGCCCUGGCGCCCCUAUUCUGCAAACCCUCAGAUAUCGGCCUCGCCUCGGGUCUGUUGGCGUCCAUCCGCUCGGCUGGAGGCUCUAUUGCCGUCGCUGUCUACACGACGAUCCUGUCCAAUCGCCUGGCAACGGAGAUUCCGGCAGCUAUCCGCGGCCCAGCUGUUGCUGCGGGCUUGCCUUCAAGCCAGCUUCCGGCACUUGCCAAAGCAGUCCAGGCCGGCAAGCUGGCCGCUUUCCCUGGCUUAACCAGUGCUGUCAAGGCUGCGGUGGCAAAGGUGCUGCCGGAUGCGUACUCAAAGGCGUUUGAGACGGUUUACCUGGCGAGUCUGGGCUUCGGAGCCAUUGCUAUUGUCGGGUGCCUGUUCUCCAAGGAUGCCCAGAAGCAUCUGACGAACAAGGUGGAGAGGAGGAUGGGUGAUGGAAAGAAAACCUAG